Psilocybe cubensis is the source of this 1350-nucleotide messenger RNA. RefSeq lists its product as uncharacterized. Lineage: Eukaryota; Fungi; Basidiomycota; Agaricomycetes; Agaricales; Agrocybaceae. The coding region runs from base 1 to 1350 and encodes 449 amino acids. Gene Ontology annotation, molecular function: oxidoreductase activity. The record is from RefSeq and is a predicted model, not a curated record. The transcript has 12 exons.
AUGCCUUUUCUUUCAGAAUUCCGAUAUGUGGAUGGAUUUUGGUUGGCUUUACCCUCGUUUUUCCAACAAAGAUCUCAGAGGCUACACACUCAUGCAUCGCAUUCGACAUACGUAUUUGCAGGGGUUCUUGUCUGGAUGGGUCUCGUCCGAGCGCUGAGGUGGAGGCGGUAUAAUGCCAUCCACCGAAAGUACCUGCGGAAAUGGAAUAACGGUAAGGGGACAAUCACGCCAGAAGAGGCGCAGGAAAUCACUUCGGUUGGUGCUGCCUACGAUAUGCCUCUUUUGCUCAACUAUGCGCUGGCUUUUGCACUGUUCAAGACAUACGCAAUCCCGUCGAUCUCUACUUUAUUGAACAAGACUAAACAGCUUAGCUCGACGGAGAAUAUCUCGAAGCGAUACGCGGAUACCGAACUUCUCAUCGCAACUUAUUUCUUCUGCCCGAUAUCUGGAUAUGUUAAUCCUUCGAUGUAUGGCGACGAUCCUAAGUCCUCCUCCAUGGAUGAUCCACGGGCAAUGAUUGCACUCGCACGCACUAACUAUCUUCAUUCAAAAUACCAAAUUUCAAAUAACGAUUUCUUAUACACUCUUUGUUUGUUCGCACUGGAGCCCAACACUUGGGCAGGCCGUUGGGGCUGGCGGGCAUUAUCUCCUCUCGAGAGACACGCCUAUUAUGUUUUCUGGGCUGAAAUUGGGAGAAGAAUGGAUAUCAAGGAUAUUCCAGAUAGUUUUGAAAGCCUUUCUGCAUGGUCAAAGGCGAGUCGGGCGCUUGGCUAUCUUUUUCUGGCUACGCAAUCUAACCAUGACUUGGCUGGUUUUACGCUUGAAGAGCUGCUUUCGGCUGUACCUGAGUUUGGUGGACUUAAAUCCUUUGCGAGACGAUUGGCGAUUUGUGCCAUGGAUGAUAUUGUGAGGGAAGCGAUGAUGUAUCCGAAGCAGCCAUGGCUGCUUCGGACAGUUGUAUGGUGGUCCCUGUACUCUGUUGGCGUGUUCCAGCGGUGGUUCUUACUCCCUCGAGGUUUUCCAUCUACCCCUGUAAAUGUCACUCAAAACUUCAAAACAGGUGGAGGUUGUCCUCGUCUGCAUCCCAAUAAGUGGGCUGCACGACCGUGGUACAGGCCUGAGCCUACAACUUCAUUUGGAUACUUCACGGAGAAGUUACUAGUGAAAUUAGGAUGGUACUCUGAGAUGCCAAGCAGCAUGUUGAAGAGCACAGGAUAUAGGCUGGAAGAGAUGCGGGCCAUGAGGAGGUUAUGCGAGAGGCAUCCAAACUCCAAGGUCAUCCAGUUUUGGGACCUUGGUCAUUGGAAGGAAGAAAAGGAAUAUACCAACGAACCUAGUCCCGAUAUUUAG